GAAAAAGCCAUGCAAGAUUAUUUUAAAAUUCCUUGGAUAAAUAAUAAUUUAGUUUACCGUUUGGAUUGGGAUAAAAUAGAUAAACCAGAAAACUCUUUGAAUUUGCAAAUUUAUAAAGAAAAUACUCCAGAAUUUGAACAACUCAAAAAAUGCAAAGAAAUAUUUAAUGAAGAUAGGUUAUUAACUUAA
Messenger RNA from Meloidogyne enterolobii, 189 nucleotides. The record is from the annotation of a GenBank genome assembly. NCBI's taxonomy places the organism in Eukaryota, Metazoa, Nematoda, Chromadorea, Rhabditida, Meloidogynidae.